AUGGCGGACGAACGGAGGGUGCCCGGCCCGUGUGACGGCGCGAACAGAUCGGACACGGACCAGACUGUGCCCGGUGCUAUGGAUCAAAUCGAUGGUAUCGAAUCGAACAUCUCCGUGACGAUAGAAGAGAAAAUGAAGACUCCGCCUACCGUAAUAAAAAGGAAGAAACCUGUUGACACGUCGAAAUUCAAUCAAUCUGAUCGUAAAUCUAAAAACUGCGCCACAUUCUACUUCAGACACCAUGAUACGGACUCCGAUAGACAAAUGAUUGAGACUGAUGAAAAAUCUCAGGAGGAAUCGUCGGAAGAAGACGAAUGGACGUACGUGGGUGGGCCUAAAAUAGCAAACGAAGACUCGACAGAUAUAAUGACUUCAUCAGUCGAAAUCCAAUGUGAAUUGCCCAUUGACGACAAGAAAGCGCCAUCUCCGAAACCGAAAUUGGAAUCGUCCACGCCUGAUCUAUUACGCGUCGAGAACACGAGAUGUAAAGAUAUAGAACGACUCGUGAUACAAGCGGAGGAAUUGGUACAGAAACAAGCUCAUCAGAAUUUGUCUAAGAAAAAAGGAACGAGAUCUUUUAAGCCGCUGAUGUUUGAAGAGGAAGGGACUAAAGCGAACAGAGCUAAGAUGUCGAGGAUCAAAGAAUGGCUGAAUCAAAGUACGGAAGAUAAAAAUGAUAAUAACCAGUGUACCGAAAGUUACGAUGCGUCAGGUGAAUACACGACAGAGAGCGAAGUGGACACCUCACUCACUUCAGAAGAACGAAACCUGCACUCCUCUAUGGAUAUGAGCACUUCCACAUGCACCGUCACUCCUACACACCAAGCCAAGGUGCAACUGCGUAAGAAGCGGGGCGGCAACAGCGCCCGGCCAUGGUCCGUCUCCUGUCUCUCUCAGCUGAGCGGCGCGGGCGUAUCUCUGACGGUCACACCGACCGCUGGCGACGUUGCCGCUAUGUCGCACAAUAUGUCGAUAUCAGAGUCCGCGUUGAACACCCUCGCAUCUCCUCAGAGAGUCACUCCUGCUAACUCCAGUUCGAAGUUACGCGGUAGCUCGACUACUGUUCAGGGACACAUCUCCAGUACAAACACGAUGACAGAAGCGUGUACUUCAUGCGUGGAAACCACCGACAAACAAUGCUGGCUCCGUAGAAAGAGAUUGAAGUUGCGACGCAAUAACAAUAACACAGCUAGAAGAGAGAGACUAGUGAAGUCCCUCUCUUUCUGCGGUCGACUCAGCCCCGAGAUAGAAGAUAAGAACGAGAGAAGCGCGGCUAGUGACCCAGCUACCAGCCGAAAGGGAAGAUUCGAUACAACCUCAACCUCUGGCAACGAUAGCGACGAAGAUCUGCGAAAGAGCAUAGAGAAGACGCACAUUUCCUCGAGAGAACAAGAUAGUGCCAUCCCGGAACAGAACGAAAACGAACAGAUGUCCGUAGCGCCAAGCUUUAAAUUAGGCCCAGCGGGAGGCGCUGUUAGACCAAGAAUGGCUAAAAGCACUGAGAGGGAAAGAUCUUUCCUGGCCCUAAGUUUAGGAGACCCCAAUCAGCUGUGGGAUUUGAGUAUGGACAAAGACUCUGAUAUCGAUAAGAGUGUGACCGCUGGCACGGAGGAGCAUAGUUCAUUUUCGGAGCAAGCUUGGGAUUUUUAUCAAGAAAAGUACAACUCAGAGCCGUAUUCCGAAGCGCCAGACUCAGACGCGGCUCGACGCUUGCUCGAAUUCGGUGACGACUAUCGUGCGUUCCUUGACUCGCAGUCCGACUGCUGCUCUAGUUUGUCCGCGCAGCCCGACAACGAACACAGUCCCAGCGGCACGAGAAGACGCCGCCCCUCCGAACUAUCCCGAGAACGAAGCUUACCCCGCUACAAACGUCAAACUAAAUCCCCAAUAAACACGCCCCCUAGAAAACCCAAGAAAUCUAUGUCGAGCGCCGAACGUAAAAAAUCUCUGUUGGACAGCCUCGAACGGUCCAGAAAUAAUACCAGCAUAGAGAGCAACGAUGGUGUCCGCAGACGGAAACCUUCUGAAAGCGAACGCAAGAACAGCAAACGGUCCCCCGAAUUCGACUUGCUCAACAUCCAGGCGCUGAGCAGGAGACGGCCCAGCUCGAAUUUGACUAGCGACGAAGUAAAUAGCUCGUUGGAAUACACCGAAGUUAAUAAUCGUCCGGAUAUACUCGACUCGUUGAAUAGAAGACGGCGGCCGGAUAACGGGGAGACAGAACUGCAGAAGGUGGCUUUGUCGGAAAUGCGAAGGCGUUCGACGGAGAGCGCCGAUUCGGAAGACGAAUCUUCGAGUCCAAAGAAACACAGCAGGAGGAACUGGGGCGAGGAUUCCGAUUCGGAUUCUGAAGAGGUCCGCUCGCUUGUCCGCCGCUCGAGCACGCAACUGGAAACCGUGGAGGCGCUGAUGGCGAGACAGGAGGCCUCGCCCGAUUUGCUUCGAGCUUUCGACUACGUAAGGAACAAAUUCGAUACAGAUUACAGUAGCUACUCGGAAUCUGAUGACGACGCCGCUUCAUACGUAACGCGACGUCCCGCAUGCUUCCGUGCUAGACUAUGCCUCGCUCUUGCUGCAUUCUCAAUCCUAGUGAUAAUAUACAUACAUCUACAAUGA
This is a messenger RNA of Diatraea saccharalis (sugarcane borer), 2616 nucleotides long. NCBI's taxonomy places the organism in Eukaryota, Metazoa, Arthropoda, Insecta, Lepidoptera, Crambidae. The record is from the annotation of a GenBank genome assembly.